Penicillium vulpinum is the source of this 624-nucleotide messenger RNA. RefSeq lists its product as uncharacterized. The transcript has a single exon. Bases 1 to 624 code for a protein of 207 amino acids. NCBI's taxonomy places the organism in Eukaryota, Fungi, Ascomycota, Eurotiomycetes, Eurotiales, Aspergillaceae. The record is from RefSeq and is a predicted model, not a curated record.
AUGCAGUAUAAGAUCAUUGCCACUCUUUUCUUCGCCGCCACGGCCCUGGCUGCCCCUGCGGAUUCUAUUGCUACAGCCUCAAGCACUGAGACUACCGACAGCGAUGACUACGAUGUCCCGGAUGUGCCUAGCUCCAUUAUGGCUGUUUUAGCAACAGCCAUCCCGGACUCAUGGUAUAAUGAUCUCAUGGACCCGGCCUCCCGCUCUGCGAUCAACAGCGCCGCUUCGGCUGGCAUCUACCCAGAUUGGUACAACGCAUUGCCUAACAGCGUCAAGUCCUGGGCCACUGCCAACUUCGGUGACGGCCUCGUUGGUGGUUCGAUAACCGCUGAUAGUAGCGCCACUGAGACUAGGGCUGUUGGUGGUGGUGGUCCCAUCGAGACUGGCUCCAGCGUGGUGGUCACUGCCUCCACCACCCCUGUCAGCCAGACCUCCUCCAAUGCUGCCGAGGCCACCUCGGCUUCCGCCACUACCACGGGCUCCAGCUCUGAUUCCAGCUCCAGCUCUACAUCGUCUUCUCCCUCCUCUUCGCAAUCUACCGGUGGCGCUCCUGCUCCUACUGGGGGUGUUGCCAUGAGUGUUGCUGGUGCAGUUGGUGUUUUGGCCCUGGCUCUUGCCCUCUAG